Molecule: messenger RNA, 3066 nt
Organism: Amblyraja radiata (thorny skate)
Lineage: Eukaryota; Metazoa; Chordata; Chondrichthyes; Rajiformes; Rajidae
Product: interferon-induced protein with tetratricopeptide repeats 1-like
Exons: 4
Coding region: 131-1582 (483 amino acids)
Biological process (GO): defense response to virus
Cellular component (GO): cytosol
Molecular function (GO): protein binding
Source: RefSeq, a predicted model, not a curated record
UUCCCAUUUCAGACAAUAAUUUGUAGAUCUCAGCCCAGCCCACUGACUAUAAAAGUGACCAGAGAGCUGGAUCGUGUCCACUCGCUCUCUGCUGAGCUCUGAGGCAUAGCGGCAAUCGUCAACAAGCAUCAUGAGCAGCACACCAAAAGAUUUGUUGAAAGAGAAGCUCGAUCAGCUUCAGUGCCACUUCACGUGGAGCCCACAGAAGGAGACCAUUGACCUGGAGGAUAUGAUGUACAGAUUACAAGAUUCCAUAAACUUUGGAGAUAGAUAUCAAGCCACAUCCUACAACCAACUAGCUUUCAUAAACUGCUUGCAAGGCAACAGUGAGGAAGCUAUUCAAAACUUAAAGGAGGCUGAAAAGAUUCUGAGGGAGAAUCACAAAGAUGCAUUUGAAAGAAACAGCAUCGUCACCUAUGGAAACUACGCCUGGGUGCAUUACCACAUGGGACAACUGGCCAAGGCCCAGUCCUACCUCGACAAGCUGGAGAUGAUCUGUAAACCGCUCACAGAUGGCCCUCGCUAUACAGCAAUGAUACCUGAAGUGUAUGGGGAGAAGGGAUGGUCAUUGGUAAAAUCAGCAGCUAAAUACUAUGAGGAGGCAAAGAAAUGUUUUGAGAAAGCUCUGGAGAAAGAUCCUGACAAUUCCAAUUGUAUCAUGGGCAUUGCAACUGUUCUGUUUCGUCUGGAAUCAUUUUCUGGAACACCAGAGAACCGUACAAAAAGUCAGUCUGUGCAGCAUCUGCGACAUGUACUGGAGCUAGAUCCAGAUAACUCUGUGGCCAUGGCGCUGCUUGGUCUAAAGCUGCAACAGUGCUAUCAAGAAAAAGAAGCAUAUAAAUUAAUUGAACAAGCAGUGCAUAAAAGCCCUGAUCGCCCAUAUGUGGUUCGCUAUGCGGCAUUAUUUUACAGAAGAGAAGGAGACAUGGAGAGAGCAGUCGAGCUGUUGGAGAAAGCAGUUGUAUUAUCUCCACACUCUUGCUUCUUGCAUCAUCAGAUUGCAAUGUGUUGCCAAAGUCAACUAAAGCCACUGCUGAAAAUUCCUCCUGGCACAAGUCAUGCAUUUCAGCAAAAAAGUAAAUUGAUCGAGAAAUGCAGAAAUCAUUUUGAAAAGGCACGCGAGCAUCGAAGGCUGGCUAUUAAACCACAGUUGGAUUUUGCAGAGUUCUGCAUAAUGCUCGGAGACUACUCCAAGGCUGAAGAGAUUUACAGCCAUCUGGUGAAGAUAGUUGACACUCGUCCAGAAAACGUGCAAAACAUAUGUUUACAGGCUGGAUCGUUUGAACUGUACCAGAAAAGAUCUGAAACAAAAGCCGUGAGCCUUUUCCUGAAAGGUCUGAGACUUGAACAUGACUCAAAAGCACGGAGAGAAUGCAAGAAAAAAUUAUACCAGUGGGUUGACAGGAAGCUGUACUUUGCUCCACAUGACAGCAUGGCCCUUGGUGUCAAAGGGUCAAUCUAUCAGUUGGAUGGGGACAAGUCUAAAGCUAUUGAAUAUUUUGAGAAGGCCUUGGAGUUUGAUCGUGAUAAUGUGGAAUAUCUGAGUGCACUUGCUGCAUUAAGCCUUUCCCUUAAGGGCUAAAGUAAUACUGAGAGAUGCUUUGAUUCUGAUACGAAGACAGGUUUGGUGAGGCAAUUAUUUUCACUUGAUGUAUUCUUGCAGCACCUUCUACAAAUGAGACUAUUACUCACGAGAAUGUGAUUCCCAAACAAUAAUCUUACUGCAAUCAUUAUCUGCCUUUCUGCUGUGUUCUUGAAUGGUGAUGUCUUAAUUAUAGCAAGAAAACCCUUUGAUCCAUAUGAUACCCCUGCCAUAUAUAGCUCCUCAUAUUUUAGAUUAUAAUGUGUGGAGUAAAGAAACGUUUGUGACAGGAACGUUUUCUUUUGGAGACAAAUGAAGAAAGCUCUGUAAGAAUCUUGGAACAUUUCUACUUCAUUUCAUUCACUUGUUAAUCCUGAAAUGUAGAUCCUGCUUUUCAAUUUGUUACAUGAAUCCUACUGAUCAGGUGUAACUUUUGAAGAAUUAAUUUUGGAAUUGGAUUAAAUUUGCAAGACCAUAUUAAGAUGUCACCCUUAGAAUGGCUGAGAACUAUAGUUUCAAAGUGAAGAUUGGAUUGGUGUGAACUUUAUGAAAGGAGUGUCAGCAAAUUAUUAAUGGUAUCUUUCCAGUCAUCCAAGAAUAUUUCAAAAGGCAAUGCAAGAGUCAAAGAAGCAAGUCAUUCUAGCAGUGCGACCUGCCAUAGGAAGACGAACUGAAGGCAAUACUCCAAAUGCAGCUUCAACAACAUCUUGUACAACUGUAACAGAAUGUCACAAUUUCCAUACUCAGUACCCUGACUGAUGAAGGCUAAUUCACCAAAGUCUUCUUUACCACCCUGUACCAGUGACGUCAUUUUUAGGAAACUGUGCACCUGUAUUCGUAGAUCCUUCGUUGUGAUGACUACAUGGCAUGUCUAUAAUAAGAUAACAGAAAUUGGAUGCAUGUUCAAAAUGACAUGUUAUUGCUCCCUCGACUUUGAGCCCAGGAGAAAAAUAAGAAGGGAGCUCCAGAGAGGGUAAAUAUAUUGAAGUACUGGGGGCAUAAUGGUGGAGUUAUCCUUUGGAGACUUGGUCCGCUAUCUAGUAUGCAAUGUUCAAGAGUCAAGAGUGUUUUAUUGUUCAAUGUACAGUGGGCAAUAUACAGUGGGCAAUAUACAGUGGGCAAUAUACAGUGGGCAAUAUACAGUGGGCAACAUACAGUGGGCAAUAUACAGUGGGCAAUAUACAGUGGGCAAUAUACAGUGGGCAAUAUACAGUGGGCAAUAUACAGUGGGCAAUAUACAGUGGGCAAUAUACAGUGGGCAAUAUACAGUGGACAAUAUACAGUGGGCAAUAUACAGUGGGCAAUAUACAGUGGGCAAUAUACAGUGGGCAAUAUACAGUGGGCAACGUUACGAUUUGUUAUUCAGCACUAUGACACUUCUUUGCUCUGGGCACGGUUGUUUUGAAUAAAAUAUGAAAUCUGAUCACAUGACAGUGCCAUGUCCAAUAAUUUAGAAUUUAGAAUUGGGAAGGACCAUUCUCAUG